UAUGGACAGCUCAUGGUGUCUAUGUUACCAUCUCAACAAAUAAACAUGAACAAGUAAAUAAUCUAGUAUCAUCAUCCACAAGGGGUUUAAUGAAUGGUACAUUUUUCGGUAUAUUUCAAUUAAAUCAAAUCAUUGGAAAUUUGCUUGUCUCAUUUUUAUUUCAUAUAAAGCUUGACCAAUGGAUUAUUUUUACAAUACUGACAAGUAUUUGUGGAUUAGGAACAUUCAGUUUAAUUUUUCUGCGACCUGUAGAAAUACCAAAAGAUGGAAAAAAACAGUCGAUUCUAUCGAGUUUAUCAAUACUUUUCGAUAUUCGUUUUCUUUUACUUAUUCCAACAAUGUGUUAUAGUGGAUUAUCUGGAGGAUUCAUCUUUGCUACUGUAGCUCCAUUGAUUAUUGAUAAAAGUCGGAAAUAUCUAAUAUUUACUGUGUUUGGUGGUGUUAAUGCUUUUAGUUUUCUCUUUUUUGGAAAAUUAAGUGAUUUAAUUGGUCGUCGUCUUCUUGUUUUUGGUAUUGGUGCACUUGCUCAUAUGCCUAUUUUUGUACUUUUAUUACUAGUAUGGAAACCACCUUUGGAUCAAAGCCGUACUGAAAUAUUUCUUAUAUUGGUUAUUGGUUUAAGUAUAGGUGAUGCUAUAUUUUGGACACUAUUAUAUUCUAUUAUAGGCACUUUCUAUGAAGAAUCACGGCUAGCAGAUGCUUUUUCAUGUUUAAAAAUAUUUCAAGCAGGCUCUAUAGCGAUAGCUUUUGUUGAACAAGUUUAUGUUUCAUUUUCUAUACAAGUCUUAUGUCUAAUUAUUCUUUUAUCAUUAACUGUUAUUACACUUAUUUAUGAACAUUAUGGUAUUAUAUCAUUAGAUACAGGCAAAACAAGAAUGUCAAUGCAAAAGAAAACUAAGAAAAAACCUGAAGCCGACACUGAAGUACAGUUAACUUUGUUAACAUUAUCGAAUGCAGCAGAAAUAAUGCCACAAGAAAAAUUAUGA
Molecule: messenger RNA, 986 nt
Organism: Rotaria sordida
Lineage: Eukaryota; Metazoa; Rotifera; Eurotatoria; Philodinida; Philodinidae
Source: the annotation of a GenBank genome assembly